This is a messenger RNA of Diabrotica virgifera virgifera (western corn rootworm), 1520 nucleotides long. Its product is annotated as short/branched chain specific acyl-CoA dehydrogenase, mitochondrial-like. Gene Ontology annotation, cellular component: mitochondrion. Gene Ontology annotation, molecular function: acyl-CoA dehydrogenase activity; flavin adenine dinucleotide binding. NCBI's taxonomy places the organism in Eukaryota, Metazoa, Arthropoda, Insecta, Coleoptera, Chrysomelidae. The record is from RefSeq and is a predicted model, not a curated record. The coding region runs from base 168 to 1412 and encodes 414 amino acids. The transcript has 4 exons.
AUGGCAACACUGCUUUGAACUCAUUAUUCCGCUUGCUUUGAUUAUAAAAUCGCGUAAACUUAUUUUAUUUACAUUUAUAAUCUAAAACUUUCCGGCAGUGGUACUGUGAAUGACUUUGAUAUCUGUGCAACUGAUCGAGAAAGUAUUUACAUAGCACACAUUCGACAAUGAGCAGCAUAGGAAGAACCAGUACGAUUUUUCGAAGAAGGCCCAUCAGACUACAACAAAACAGAAGCAAACACGACUAUAACGAAAAACAUGCACCUUUGACUCUACUGACAGAAGACGAAAACAUGUUGAAGGACAGCGUUGCCAAGUUUUCCAAAGCCAAUAUAGCCCCGUACGUAAGAGAAAUGGAAAAUGACGGAGAAAUCAAAAAGUCAGUUCUGGAUAUGUGUUUUCAACAUGGUCUCAUGGGUGUAGGGAUUGAAGAAAAAUAUGGUGGUUUGGGUUACGAUCUAAUGGCCAACGUCCUAGUCAUAGAAGAAAUCGCCAAAGUAGACCCCGCCGUUUCGGUCCCGGUAGACAUACACAACACCCUCAUCAACACUGUCAUCGACAAACUCGGCACCAAAGAACAAAAAGACACGUACCUUCCCCGUCUCGCUCAAGACACGCUCGGUUCCUUCGUUCUAUCGGAACCUACGUCAGGAUCUGACGCGUUCGCCAUGAAGACGACGGCCAAGAAAGACGGAUCUGACUAUAUUAUAAACGGCAACAAGAUGUGGAUAUCCAGCGCUGGCAUAGCGGGUGUGUUCUUGGUUAUGGCAAACGCUAAUCCUAGUUUGGGAUAUAAAGGAAUUACUUGUUUUAUAGUGGAGAGAGAUAAUCCAGGCUUGAGUAUUGGAAAAGCGGAAGAUAAAUUGGGAAUAUGUGCUUCAGGAACCCAUCCAGUAAACUUAGAUAACGUGAGAGUACCACAAACGGCGAUAGUAGGAGAAGUGGGCCAAGGAUACAAGAUAAUCGCUGGAUCCCUAAACGAAGGUCGCAUAGGAGUGGCCGCUCAACAAAUAGGCCUAGCCCAAGGAUGCCUCGACAUCACGAUUCCGUACACUUUAGAAAGAACACAGUUUAAUCAACCGGUGUACAGCUUCCAAGGCAUGCAACACCAAAUAGCGCAGAUAGCUACAGAGGUCGAAUGUGCCAGACUGCUCACCUACAACGCUGCAAGACUUGUUGAUAACGGCGCGGAGUUCCAAAAAGAAGCUUCGAUGGCUAAAUACUUUGCAGCCGAAGUAGCACAAAAGACUUGUAUCAAGUGCAUAGACUGGAUGGGCGGUGUGGCUUUUACCAAAGCAGUAAUCUUAGAAAAAAUGUACAGAGACGUCAAGAUCGGAAGUAUCUACGAAGGAACACUAAACAUGCAGCUAAACACGAUAGCUAAAUGUAUCGAGAGGGAAUAUAGACACUGAAAUAUCGAGUCGUGUCUAAUAUCAUACUGAUUUAAGACUGAGAACUUCCGUUCAUGUGUUCAAAAGGUUGUUUUAGUUGAUGUCAAAUAAAAUAGAGAUUUUCUUUUU